Molecule: messenger RNA, 1736 nt
Organism: Erinaceus europaeus (western European hedgehog)
Lineage: Eukaryota; Metazoa; Chordata; Mammalia; Eulipotyphla; Erinaceidae
Gene: PWP1
Product: PWP1 homolog, endonuclein
Exons: 15
Coding region: 114-1616 (500 amino acids)
Biological process (GO): rRNA processing
Cellular component (GO): nucleus
Molecular function (GO): protein binding
Source: RefSeq, a predicted model, not a curated record
CGGCGCAUGCGCUCUGCUCUGACGGCGAGCCCGUGUGUUGCACGGGGCGUCCCGGUUCUAAGGAGGCGGAGGCAGCUGCGUUUCUCUAUUGAGGCUCCCGCAAACCAAAGACCAUGAACCGAAGCCGCCAGGUGACCUGCGUGGCUUGGGUCCGCCGCGGCGUGGCCAAAGAGACACCAGAUAAGGUAGAACUGAGCAAAGAAGAAGUAAAACGCCUCAUUGAGGAAGCAAAAGAAAAAUUACAGGAAGAAGGGGGCAGUGAUGAAGAAGAGACAGCUGACCCUUCAGAGGGCACCCUGCAGAGCACACGGAGCCAGACACGACUGAGAGAGCCCCAGGAUGAAGGUGAUCCCGAGGGGGACCGCACGCUGGAUGACGAUGAGCUGGCCGAGUACGACUUAGAUAAAUACGAUGAGGAAGGCGAUCCAGACACUGAAACUCUUGGUGAAUCUCUCAUGGGUCUUACUGUCUAUGGGAGUAAUGAUCAAGAUCCUUAUGUCACACUGAAAGAUACGGAGCAAUAUGAACGUGAAGAUUUCUUGAUUAAGCCCACUGACAAUCUCAUCAUCUGUGGCAGAGCUGAACAGGAACAGUGUAAUUUAGAGGUGCAUGUGUAUAACCAAGAAGAAGAUUCUUUCUAUGUACAUCAUGAUAUUCUGUUGUCUGCAUACCCCUUGAGUGUGGAAUGGCUGAAUUUUGAUCCCAGUCCAGAUGACUCUACUGGAAAUUAUAUUGCUGUGGGAAACAUGACCCCCAUUAUUGAGGUGUGGGACCUGGAUAUAGUGGAUUCCUUAGAGCCAGUCUUCACACUUGGAAGUAAGCUCUCGAAGAAAAAGAAGAAGAAAGGAAAGAAGAGCUCCUCAGCAGAAGGUCAUACUGCUGCUGUCCUGGACCUUUCUUGGAACAAGUUGAUCAGAAAUGUGCUGGCAAGUGCAUCAGCUGACAACACUGUCAUCCUGUGGGAUCUGUCCUUGGGAAAACCAGCAGCUAGCCUUGCUGUACACACAGAUAAGGUACAGACUCUGCAAUUUCAUCCAUUUGAAGCACAGACUCUGAUUUCUGGAUCAUAUGAUAAGUCAGUGGCUUUGUAUGACUGCCGGAGCCCAGAUGAAAGUCAUCGAAUGUGGCGGUUCAGUGGACAGAUUGAGAGGGUGACUUGGAAUCACUUUUCACCGUGCCACUUUUUGGCCAGUACAGAUGAUGGUUUUGUAUAUAAUUUGGACGCACGUUCAGAUAAGCCAAUUUUUACACUUAAUGCACACAACGAUGAAAUCUCUGGUCUUGACCUAAGCAGUCAAAUCAAGGGCUGUCUUGUAACUGCAUCAGCAGACAAAUAUGUUAAGAUCUGGGACAUAUUAGGAGACAGGCCAAGCCUAGUUCAUUCUAGAGACAUGAAAAUGGGAGUUCUCUUCUGUUCUUCGUGUUGCCCUGAUUUGCCAUUUGUUUACGCCUUUGGAGGUCAGAAAGAAGGGCUCCGCAUCUGGGAUAUAAGUUCAGUCUCUUCAGUAAAUGAAGCAUUUGGAAGACGAGAAAGGCUUGUUCUCAACAAUGCAAGAACUUCAUCUGUUAGUGGCCCAUUUGGGAACAGGAAUUCAGACACGCCUAUGGAAUCUUAAUGAAGACCAAGCCUAAAAGCACCCGACAUUCCUCUCUGAAGCUACUGUGGCUGGCCCUUAUUGUGCCAUUUGAUGGUGUUUCUUAAAAGCAGGGGGGAAAAAAAUCCAGACUGUGACUUG